Molecule: messenger RNA, 2697 nt
Organism: Blepharisma stoltei
Lineage: Eukaryota; Ciliophora; Heterotrichea; Heterotrichida; Blepharismidae
Source: the annotation of a GenBank genome assembly
AUGCACUUUAUCUCAGUUUUUAUAUUAAACCCUUAUAAGAUGAUUUUAACUGAGUUUCAUGGAAUACCAAGGCCUUCUAAGAGCUUUAAUCUUUUCUAUCUCGACUCAAAUGAAGCAUUAAUUUCAACAGUCUCUUGCAAACUAAAAUCGACUGAAUUUGAAAGGUAAUCCCUACAUAGAGAAUCGGGCAAGCUCCAUUUAACUACAAGAUCUCUAUAUUUCCAACCUCAAGUUUAUCGGCUUCCUAUGGUAAAAUUCAAGCUUGACACUUCCGAUUUCAAGUUUUCCUGCAACUCUUCUAUAGUAGAGCCUUCAUCAAUUUCAAGUAAUUCCCAAACCUCCAAAAAAUCCAAAAGUGGCCAAAUCCCAUCAGAAACCCUUUCUCCAAGAAGCAUGAAAUAUAAAAGAGCUUUGCACCAGAGUUUGGAAACUCGCCCAGUACUUAGCAUUAACGUGAAAAGAUUUUUCGUAAUAACACGAGAGUCAAUGGCGCCAGCUUUUUCUCAAAAUUCACAAGAGGCCUUUGAGUUUGAAAUCAACCAAAAUGACUUAUCAAGAAUAGCCACUGAGCUAGAAAUGGUACUGAGAUAUAAUGAUGAAGAUGGGAUUAUCCAAUUGAUUUAUGAAGUAAGAUAUAAAGAGCUUGUAGGGAUGCUGAAAAAUAGUCAGGAUUUUGACUCAGAAGAUCUUCUAAUGCAUCAAAAAACAAGCAGAUUAUUGCCUGAAUGUUUGCAGCUUGGGGCAUUUAUUUUAUCAACGAAUUCUUUUCACUUUUACUCUUUGAUUAAUGCAAAACCAAACGAGCCAGUUCAUGUUUUAUUCAAAAACAUUAUUUUUAUUAUGAGAUACAAAUAUCUUCAUAAAAACACAGCUCUUUCUAUUUAUAUGUACAGCUCGAAGUUCCCAUUGGUUUUAAUUUUUGAAAAUGAAGAACAAAGAGAAAAUAUUUUUUUAUAUUUGCAAAAUAAAAUAAAAUUUAAAGAUCCUACCUGUGAGCUGCAGAAAGUUAUGGCAAAAUGAUCGUCAGGAAUUUUGAGCAAUUUUGAGUAUUUAAUGUUUCUUAAUCAUUUAGGGAAUAGAUGUGAAUUAGAUGUUGCGCAGUAUCCUGUGUUCCCUUGAGUGUUGAAAAAUUACUGUGGGGAAAGUAAGAUAUAAGCAGAAAUUGAUUUAAAUAAUCCAAAUAAUUAUAGAGAUUUGGCAGUUCCCAUUGGGGCUUUGAAUAAAUCAAGAUUAGAGAGAUAUGAAGUAAGAUUCUAUUUAGAGACCAGGCUAGAAGAAAAAGGAGGAGGAAUUGAAAUCAGCCUCUACCCUUCUCAUUACUCAAACCCUUCAAUUGUAUUUUUAUAUUUUAUUAGAAAAAUCCCAGAACUGCUGCUUAGGUGUCAAAAUUCAGUCUAUUCAAUUUCAGAAAAGUUAUUUUUAACUCCCCCCCUCCCGUGAGUGAACAAAAAUUUUGUUCACUCACGGAGGGGGGUUAAUUUUUUUUUUUUAAAAAAUUUGUGUUUUAAAAAGCAAUUCGUUUAAAAUUAAACAGAAUUAACUCUAGAUUUCAUUAUACUAAUUAUCAUUUAUAUAUCAAAAUUUUUUUCCAUAAAAAAUUUUUGUUCACUCGCGGAGGUGGGGUUUUUGGGCAAAAAAUAGGGAUUUUUCGAAUGCUUUUGUUCACUCACGGAGGGGGGGGGAGUAAGUAUAGAAAAAUCUUUCCAAAGCUCUAUAUCAGAGUUUGGAGAUCUAAAAGAAUUGACCCCAGAAUUUUUCUCUGACGAUCCAGAUUUUUUGAUAAAUGUUGAUGAAUUAAGUAUAGGAGAUGGUAAAACUAUUGGAGACGUCGAACUUCCUGAAUGGUCUAAAGACUCUUGACAAUUUCUAACUACUUUAAAAGAAGCCCUAGAGAAUGAUAUUGUUUCUGCAUCACUACAUAAUUGGAUUGAUAUCAUAUUUGGCUACAAGCAGCAAGGACAAGCAGCUAAAGACUCAUUUAAUUUAUAUUACCCAGAAAGUUAUGGGUUUGACUGGUCAUCAAUAAAAAAUGACUAUAAAAGAAGAGCAAAAGAAACCGAGCUUAAAGAAUUUGGCAUAUGUCCUAUUCAAUUGUUUACUUCUCCACACCCUCCAAGGAUUUUCAGAUCAAAUUUGCCUUUGAAUAAGUCUAUUUCAAGCGAUGACCCUGAAGAAUUGAAAUCCAAAGUCCAAAAGCUACAAAACCAGAUUCAGUCCCUUAUAAGCAUUCAUCAAAAAGAAAUUCAAGCCCAAGAGAAGCAAUACAAGCAGCUGACUCAACAGCUUAAACUUGACCAAGAGAAUGAAAUAAAAGAGCUGAAAGAAGAAUUAAAGCAGUCAGAAAAUCAUCAGAAAUCAAGGAAAGAAGAAAUAAAAGAAAUUGAAAGGAAUAAUAAAGACAGAUUUAACUCACACUUUGAGACUUGAAGAACAGAAAGAGAAAAAGAUAUGAUGAGGAUAUCAAAAACGCAGCAUGCCAAAAGCUUAGAAGCAUUAAUCCCUGAAGUCCAGCAGUCAAAAUCUAUAAAAAUCAAAGGAUUUCAUGGCAUAAUCGGAAGAAACGAAACCCAAAAAAGCUUAAAGCGGAAUUCUAAGUCAAAAGAGAUCCUUCCUCUAACUUCAAGAAGGUCUCACAGCACCCAAAGUGUAACCCCUCCAAAAAUUCGUCCGUCAAGUUCUCUUGGAUCUUAUAAGUAA